UUAAUAAAACUAUUAUUGGAGGUGGUGAAAGUGAGAGUGAGAGUGAAAGUGAAAGUGGUUAGUGCCGCUAAUGCAGCCACGCAACUCAUAUUCUAUUCAUAUAUUCAAUUCAAAGUUCCAACCUUUUUGGGAUCAUCAUAGGGUUUGCGUGCAAACACAUAAUCACCCUUUUCUUUCUCUUCCUUGAUUUGGUUUUUGGUGGGGGCAUUGUAUUAUUCCAGGAACAACCGCCUCAACAAAUGGUAGGUUUCAUUUUGGGGUUUAAGAAUGAAUAGCAACCAUUUUGGGGUUUAAGAGAAAGAGAAAUAUGAAAGGGGUUGAAAGAAAAAGCCGAGUUGAGCAAUUCUCACCUCAGUAUUAUGGGAUUUGUGCUCUUGGUGGAAUGAUCAGUGCUGGUUCUACCCAUUUCGCUAGCACACCUCUUGACUGCUUGAAAGUUCAUAUGCAUGUGAAUCCAGUCAAGUAUAAUGGGUUUGGUUCAGGGCUAUCUACUCUCUAUAGAGAACAAGGCCCUUUUUCCCUUUGGAGGGGUUGGUCUGGAAAGUUAUGUGGAUAUGGUCUUCAGGGUGGUGCCAAAUAUGGUUUUUAUGAGUACUUUAAGAAUACUUACUCAGAUGUAUUGGGAGAUAGUAACAAGAGUUUCAUAUACUUUAUCAGCAGUAUAUCAGCUCAAGUAAUUGCAGAUAUGGCUCUUUGUCCAUUUGAAGCUGUCAAAGUCAGAGUUCAAACACAGCCUAGUUUUGCAAAGGGCAUGUUAGAUGGGUUUCCAAAAUUUUAUGCAACUGAAGGCUUUACAGGCUUUUACAGGGGACUUCUUCCACUUUGGGGUCGAAAUAUUCCAUUUUCCAUGAUCAUGUUCACAACAUUUGAGCAUUCAGUGGACUUCAUAUACCGUAAUAUAAUUCAAAAUAAGAAAGAAAAUUGCUCAAGAUCCCAACAACUUAGUGUGUCAUGUAUAGCGGGUUUCACUGCUUCAACUGCUGGUGCCGUCGUCUCUAAUCCUGCUGACAUUAUUGUAUCCUCCCUUUAUAAAAAAAAUGCUGGAACUAUUAUGCAGGCUGUAAGGAAUACUGGGAUUGUAAAUUUGCUUACUAGAAGUCUUCCUGUUCGAAUGACGAUUAUCGGCCCUCUUGUUACUACGCAGUGGUUCUUGUAUGACAGCAUUAAAUUGAUGAUUGGAUUGCCUACAAGUGGAGGACUCAACAAGCGCCUCGAAGAGGGUAACUAAUCGUCGGAUAAAAACCAGUGAAAUUUCGGAACUUAGGUAUUCUUUUAUUGAUUCUAAAGUAUUAUAUAUAGAUACAAAAACACAAGUAAAUAAUUUGGUACUAAUAUUGGUGGCAUAAUGGUCACCUGUCUCAGAUUUUUUUACCCCCUAACUCCCAUGGCUGUUGGCACUACACACUACCAACUACCCAAAAUUGGUUAGACAUUAUAGAGAUAUAAUAAAGAGAGAGUUAUAUGAUGCAUUGUCUUUAGGGGCACAUGUGGUGUUGGUCAUGAAUACUAAACUAAACACUAUUACAUGCAUUGUAUUUGUAUCAUUUUGUUUUUAUUGGUCAUUUGAAUUGUAAUAGCAAAUAAUUGGAAUGUAAAAGGAUAUUGUACACUUAAGUAACACUAUUUUCUACAUUACAAUCAUUAUAUGAUUUGAAAAGAGCUACUUUUUCUCUUGAGCAAUUGAAAAGAGUUACUUUUGGUA
Molecule: messenger RNA, 1702 nt
Organism: Cannabis sativa
Lineage: Eukaryota; Viridiplantae; Streptophyta; Magnoliopsida; Rosales; Cannabaceae
Product: mitochondrial phosphate carrier protein 1, mitochondrial
Exons: 6
Coding region: 308-1228 (306 amino acids)
Biological process (GO): mitochondrial phosphate ion transmembrane transport
Cellular component (GO): mitochondrial inner membrane
Molecular function (GO): phosphate transmembrane transporter activity
Source: RefSeq, a predicted model, not a curated record